GCUUUGGAGAGACAACGAGUCUUUUGGGGGGGCGGAGUUCUCUUUCGGGGCCGCCGGGCGAAACUUCUCCUCAGGAUCGCCGCCGUCAUGGCCAGCCAGUCUCAGGGCAUCCAGCAGCUGCUUCAGGCCGAGAAACGCGCCGCCGAGAAGGUGGCCGAGGCCCGCAAGCGGAAGAAUCGGCGACUGAAGCAGGCCAAGGAAGAAGCUCAAGCAGAGAUCGAACAGUAUCGCUUGCAGAGGGAAAAGGACUUCAAAGCGAAAGAGGCCGCCGCGCUUGGCUCCCACGGCAGUUCCGCCACUGAGGUGGAGCAAGGAACCCAGGAGAAGAUGGCCGUCCUUCAGCAGAACUUCCAAAAGAAUCGGGAGGAAGUGAUGGACAGCUUGCUGAAUUUGAUCUUUGACAUCAAGCCUCAAAUCCAUUCGAACUAUCGGAUCAACGGAUAGACAGAAUCUUUAGUCCUUUCAGGAAAUAUUCAGCAAUACCAGCUUUAGCUGCACCCCUUUUGAUAAAGGUGCAUAACUUAAAUUCCCAAGAGGUGUAGAUUAUCUCUUUUUCUUCGCUCCCCCUUUUUUCAUCAAGGUUUCUUGUCUCUUCCCCUCCCCAUUUUGUAGCACUUUUGAAGUUUCUAUGUAGGCUGGUUCUGUGUCUCCAAAGUGCAUUAUAUCGUAGAUGUGUAGUGUAGAAGAUUGAUGUUGGAUAAAUCAUACUGAGUAUUAAAGGAUCCCAAGAAGUAUUUAAAAGACAGUAAAGAUAAGUGCCAGGUUACUUUUCUCUAUUCUUAAAUUGCAAACUGUGUGACUUGGGUGCUCUGAUACGAAUAAAAUCUGUUUCUUGUCUUCACCUAAGAGUUUAAAAAAAAACAACCAAAAAAACCCCAAGGAAUUUUGUUUGCAGAAUGAAUAGUGUUUGGAUUGUAUCCGAAAAUGUUUAAACGUUAUUUAAAUAAUAACUCUGUAUUCUCCUGUUGAACUUGAACAAGACGUUGCUGUUAAGGUGCUUGAAGAAAAAGUAAACAUCUGAUCUGAGUUGUUAAAGAAAUUAAAACCAUUUUUCUCCUUUU
This is a messenger RNA of Ahaetulla prasina, 1061 nucleotides long. It is a transcript of the gene ATP6V1G1, whose product is annotated as ATPase H+ transporting V1 subunit G1. Gene Ontology annotation, biological process: proton transmembrane transport. Gene Ontology annotation, cellular component: vacuolar proton-transporting V-type ATPase complex. The record is from RefSeq and is a predicted model, not a curated record. Gene Ontology annotation, molecular function: proton-transporting ATPase activity, rotational mechanism. The transcript has 3 exons. The coding region runs from base 88 to 444 and encodes 118 amino acids. Lineage: Eukaryota; Metazoa; Chordata; Lepidosauria; Squamata; Colubridae.